Messenger RNA from Clonostachys byssicola, 3207 nucleotides. The record is from the annotation of a GenBank genome assembly. NCBI's taxonomy places the organism in Eukaryota, Fungi, Ascomycota, Sordariomycetes, Hypocreales, Bionectriaceae.
AUGGCGCACGACCUGAACUGCCUCACCAUAUCCGAGCUGGAAGCUCUCGCCACACAGCGGCUAGACAAACAGACUCGCGACUACUACAACGAGGGCGCUGAUGAUGGCAUCACAGUAAAAGAAAACAUGUCCGCAUACCAGAAAUAUCGUCUCCGUCCAAGAGUCCUCAGAAAUGUAUCCAAUGUAGACAGCGGAGUUGAUGUUUUUGGAACUCGUACCAGCGUCCCGUUUGGUGUUGCGCCUGCAGCCAUGCAGAAGCUUGCCCACGAGGACGGAGAGUUGGCCACGGCACGAGCUUGUCGUACAAAGGGCGUAGCCUUAGGCCUCAGUUCCUUUUCGACUACAACCUUGGAGGACGUGGGGUCCGCGAGUGGAAACGUGCCUAAUGUGCUGCAACUGUAUCUCUUUGAGGAAAGGUCGCAUAGCAUUAAGAUGAUUCAGCGGGCAAAAGAAGCUGGAUACAAAGCCAUUGUGCUUACCGUUGACACUCCUCUGCUAGGCAGGAGGAAUCUCGAGAUUAGGAAUCAGUUUCGAUUGCCCCGUCACCUCAAAGCUGCCAACUUUGCCAGCGAGUCUGGGACUACAGGCACUCCACCCUCAGUUGCCAGCUUGAAAGAGAGCUCGCCUGGCUACCUCGAUGGAGAGCGUCGCGUUCUCCCAGCCGGGCCAGUCACUUUCCACAGCCAUGGACCAAACCCAACUCUCACGUGGGAGGAGGCUAUUCCCUGGCUGAAGAAGGAAGCGUCGCCAAUGCAGGUGUGGGUCAAGGGCAUUGUAACGGCUGAAGAUGCCUUGCUAGCUGUUUCCAACCACGUUGACGGGAUCAUCGUCUCAAACCAUGGCGGACGUCAACUUGAUGGAACCGUGGCUACUCUAGAUGCGCUUCCUGAGAUUGUCAAAGUUGUAGAUCAUCGCAUCCCCGUCCACAUUGACGGGGGUAUACGACAUGGAACGGAUGUGUUCAAGGCACUGGCCCUUGGGGCCGAUUUCUGUUGGGUCGGCCGGCCUGUGCUAUGGGGUUUGGGAUAUGGAGGCGAAGCUGGAGUCGAGCUUUGCCUUCGCUUGUUGACGGAUCAGUUUCGCCUUUGUAUGGGCCUUUGUGGGGUUACAAAGGUCUCUGAUAUUGGGCCGGAAUAUUUGUUGAAAGAAGAGACGGCUAAGUUUUGGAGCCGGCUAGGAAGGAAAAGAAUAUCAGACCAACGUACUAGCGAGGAAACAUUAAUCACCAGACGAGAUCCGCGCACUGAUGGCUCGCAAACCGAAAUUCAACCUGAGGCGGCAGAAUAUGCUCGCCUUGGGGAACCAUCAACAACACCUGCUAGGACAGUCCCAGCAGAAGGACUGAGUAACGGCAACCGACUUUCAACAAACUUUUUUGUCCCAUUCUAUUAUUAUAAGUAUCUUCAGGUGGCAGACUUGCAGCAUCUAUCGCCUUCGCAGAUACACAAUCUUGAACUCGAGGGUUGCUUUCAGGUCCCAAGCCAAUCAGUUCUGAAUGAGUUUAUUCGUCAAUACUUCAUAUACGUUCACCCCUGCCUCCCUUUGGUAAAUGAAAGGACGUUUUGGUCCACCUAUUCCAGGACCGACAACGACCAGCGCAAGACCAAUAACUUCUCUCUGGCCCUUUUCCAGUCGAUGCUUUUUGCCGCAACUAGGUUUGUCCCGAUCAACAUAAUAAAUGCUUGCGGGUUCGAAGACCUCAGAAGUGCCAGAAACGCUUUCUAUCGCCGCGCAGAGUUACUCUUGACCCAUAACUUGGAACGGGACAGUUUUGUGCUGGCGCAGACUUGCUUGCUCCUCUCUCUUCAGGCUACUUUAUUCGAACCGAGCUUAAACUCAAUGUGGCUCUCGAAAGCAAUAUCUCAUGCCGAGCAUGCUGGCGCCAACAAGUACUUCAAUCAAGCUCCCAUGGACGCCGGGCGCAUUCUCGAAAAUAAGCGGCUUUGGUGGUGUUGCAUCCUUCGUGACAGGAUGAUUGCUGUCGGCGUGCGCCGUAGCAUCCAAGUCACCCCUGAUAGAUUCGAUUUCACAAAUCCAGGACUGGAAGAAGCCGACUUGGCGGAAGAGAUUGAUACGUCCGAGGUUUACGGUCCCGAGAUGAAAAGUCUCCUGUUGAGAAUAAUCGUUGCGCAGUGUGCGCUAGCCGUGGCGAUGACAUGGACUAUGGCAGUGGUUUAUCCAACAGGAGAUUCAUCAUCUCAGAGUCUCUCGUCUGCAGUGUCUCAAUUGGUUACUUCCAUGAUGGAAAUUGAACGAGGGAAUACAGAACUGGCAGUUUGGGCUCGCAGAUUUAAGACGGAUCUCACAGAUUGCAUCCGCCCAGAUAAACGACUAGGAGCACUGGAAUCAUCUGCAGCAGUAUUUGCAGACAUGACAUUAAUCCACUACUACUCGACCCAAGUUGCCCUCUACAAUCAUUUAGCACUGGUACUUCAAAAGCACCAGUCUCAACUUGAAGACUAUGAGUUUCGCUUUAACCGGCUUAAAAGCGACUUGCAAUUAGCCAUCGCAAAUGUGACAGACAGAUUCAAAGGUUUGACUGAGGAGGGUCUUGUACAGCGUCUUCCAAUUAGCGCACCACCAUGCUCAGCGCUCCCUGUUAUUUUGGAAAACCUCGAUCUGAAACUCUCGUCUUUGGCAGAAAAAGCCAACUAUCAGCGGCAGCUUCACGGCCCCAACGACAUCAUAGCUCUCUUGGGUGAUCAACACGACUACACCGAGUGUGUGAACAUUGCGAUAAAUAGCCUUCUUCCCGUGGCCAAUGCAGAAAUCCAACAGUUCUUCGCGUCCUGGAACGGGCUAGCUGGGAUCGAGGGGGGAGGCACAAAUGGCAUCAGGUUGACGAUAUGGUCCCCCACCAGCUGGUCAGAUGUAUUCUCGGAGAAUCCGAUGAUCUAUCUGCGCCUGUCGAUGUCGCUUGAUUUUGCCCUUUCCAGGGGCAAAGCGCCGCAACUUACGGAUCUACCAGAAUGGACACAUGAAACGCUGGUUGUGCCGACGAAUUUGCAUCUCAUCUCACCAUCAAUGACACAAAUGGUGCUAUCAGAAGCGGUGCUGCCGUCAGAAGAGGAACUAAACGGGGUGGAUGAUUUGACCGGCGAUGAUGCUGUUUUGGAAGAGUCGAAGCAAACCUGGCAGGCUGGUGAACCUAAUAUCCUUCGGGACUGGCCAUUUGUAGAGGAUAUAGAAUUGCUUGAGAGCUUAUGA